Messenger RNA from Ooceraea biroi (clonal raider ant), 999 nucleotides. RefSeq names its product ribosomal protein L7A (gene RpL7A). Gene Ontology annotation, biological process: ribosome biogenesis. Lineage: Eukaryota; Metazoa; Arthropoda; Insecta; Hymenoptera; Formicidae. The record is from RefSeq and is a predicted model, not a curated record. Gene Ontology annotation, molecular function: RNA binding. Gene Ontology annotation, cellular component: ribonucleoprotein complex.
GUGGCGUUGCCCUGCACGGACUCUCUUUGCGUUCUCAACCUACCUACUUCGUAUCGCGUUUUGCGAAGUAGCACAUUUUGUAUCCGAUUAUAUUUAAGGAAAUCCUGAGGAUUUCUAGCUAGAAAAUGGUUCAGAAGAAGCCGAAGAAGAAGGUCGGGAAGAAGGUAGCUGCCGCUCCAUUGGCAGUCAAGAAGGUUGAGCCGAAGAAGGUAACCAACCCUCUCUUCGAAAAACGCACGCGCAACUUUGGCAUCGGUCAAGAUAUCCAACCAGCGCGCGAUCUCAGCCGCUUCGUGAGAUGGCCCAAGUACAUUCGCAUCCAACGCCAGAGGGCAGUGCUGCAAAAGAGGUUGAAAAUACCACCAACAAUCAACCAGUUCACGCAAACACUGGACAAGCAAACUGCUACACAGCUGUUCAAGGUAUUGGAGAAGUACCGACCUGAAUCGGCAGCCAUGAAGAAGGCGAGAUUGAAGGCGAGAGCCGAGCAGAAGAUCGCAAAGAAGGAGGACACUCCGACGAAGAGACCAAACGUUAUCCGCAGCGGUGCCAGCACGGUGACCACUCUGGUGGAGCAAAAGAAGGCUCAGCUGGUCGUCGUGGCGCACGACGUUGAUCCAAUUGAGAUCGUAUUGUUCCUGCCUGCUUUGUGCCGUAAGAUGGGAGUGCCCUACUGUAUCGUGAAAGGCAAGGCUCGCCUGGGACGCCUGGUCAGACGCAAGACUUGCACGGCAGUUGCGCUUACGCAGGUGGAUUCCGGUGAUAGGGCCAACUUCGCGAAGAUCGUCGAAGCUAUCAAGACGAACUUCAACGACCGGUAUGACGAGAUCAGGCGUCACUGGGGCGGCGGUUUAUUGGGAAGCAAAUCUGCGGCGAGGAUAGCGAAACUGGAAAAGGCCAAGGCUAAGGAACUCGCGCAGAAGCAGGGUUGAUCGUCAUUCGGCUGGAGUUUACAAAUUACAUUUAAAAAAAAUAAAGAAUAAAAUAUACAUCUCUGUA